CUCUCUGAUCCGUUGUCCAAGGAAACAAGAAAAUAGAAAAGCUAAAUUAUGGCGGAGAACGAUAAAGGAGGGUCCGAGUAUUAUCUGGAGAAUGAUGAGAUAAAUGAUGUAGAACGUAACCUUAUUACUGGUAUCAGUGAGAAUGUAAUUUACAAUAAUGAUGAUCUCGCUGUUGAAGACGACGACAUUAACGAAGUUGCGAGAAAGUCAGUAUCAUCCUCAACCUCUUCAACGACAUACACUCAGCAAUGGCCUCGUAGUUUCAGGGAGGCGACAGAUUCAUACACAAUUGCUGUAUCGCCAAAUUUCGGCCUCCUCGGACGUUCGCCUUUCUUUAGACAAUCGUCUCACGAAAUCAGUGCCAGAACCAGCUUUGGUAAUGAUUAUAAGACCCCGUUGCUAGGUGAAAAUGAGAAUAGUUAUGAGAAAGAAGACUUGGAAACAAAAUCAAGGUCUUCUUGGUCAGUGAAAUCUUCAUUGCAUGAGAAUUUCAUUGAAGAACGUCCUAUCAGCCAAGGAUGCAGCUUUACACAAACUAUUUUCAAUGGAGUGAAUAUGUUGGCUGGAGUUGGGCUUCUUUCUACACCUUAUACGGUGAAAGAAGCAGGCUGGGCAAGCCUGGGAGUGCUCGUUCUUUUCGCAGUUAUAUGCUGCUAUACAGCUUCUCUCAUGAGACAUUGCUUUGAAAGCAAAAAAGGAAUUUUAACCUACCCUGACAUAGGAGAAGCUGCUUUUGGAAAAUAUGGAAGACUUUUCAUAUCUAUUGUUUUAUACACAGAACUAUAUUCCUGCUGUGUAGAAAUCAUUAUUUUAGAAGGUGAUAAUCUUUCAAUGUUAUUUCCCGGAGCAUCUCUUAAUUGGGCUGGUCUUAACUUGGACUCGAUGCAUUUCCUUGGAAUUCUUGCUGCCAUUGUUGUUUUACCAACUGUUUGGUUGAGAGACCUUAGAAUAAUCUCAUACCUUUCAGCUGGAGGAGUCCUCGCAACAAUUAUGAUUAUUAUUUGUGUGCUCUACCUCGGUACAGUGAAUGGUAUCGGAUUUCAUGAAACUAGUCCAGUGGUGAACUUGAGCGGGGUUCCUCUUGCAAUUGGCAUAUGUGGAUUUUGCUAUACUGGACAUUCUGUGUUCCCCAAUAUUUACCGCUCAAUGGCUGAUAAAACAAAAUUUAGCAAGGCAAUAAUUAUAAGUUUUAUAUUGUGCGUUGCGGCGUAUGGUGGUGUUGCAGUGAUGGGGUUUCUCAUGUUUGGUCAAGACACAUCGUCUCAGAUAACUUUAAAUCUACCAGCCAAUUUUUUUGCUUCAAAAGUUGCACAAUGGACAACAGUAAUUAAUCCAAUGACCAAGUUUGCUCUGCUGAUAAACCCACUGGCCCGGAGUAUAGAGGAGCUGCUGCCGGUUGGAGUUGCUGAUGCAGUAUGGUGUUCAAUUCUUCUGAGGACAGCACUUGUUGCCUCUUCCGUCUGUGUUGCAUUUCUUCUUCCAUUCUUUGGUCUUGUGAUGGCUUUAAUCGGGUCUCUUCUAAGUGUUCUUGUGGCAAUGAUAAUGCCGUGUUUGUGCUUCCUAAGCAUCUCAGGGAAGAAAGCAACAACGAUGCAGAAAGUCUUGAGUACGAUAAUUGUUGCGGUGGGAAUUGCUAGUGCAGUCCUGGGAACUGGUUCUUCCUUGUCAGAGAUUGCCAAGAAAAAGAAGAAGAAUAUUUAGGAGCAUUGGGACAUUGCUGACAGACUUUGAUAAACUGGUGUUUGAUGUCUCUAAGCAUGGCUUUACAUCUUUGUUUUAAAAUGUACUGUAACUAUCAGAUGAUGAUUAUAAUCUGCAAUUGCACGUUGAAGACA
Messenger RNA from Daucus carota subsp. sativus, 1835 nucleotides. Its product is annotated as amino acid transporter AVT1A. Gene Ontology annotation, molecular function: amino acid transmembrane transporter activity. Gene Ontology annotation, cellular component: membrane; plant-type vacuole. The record is from RefSeq and is a predicted model, not a curated record. Lineage: Eukaryota; Viridiplantae; Streptophyta; Magnoliopsida; Apiales; Apiaceae. The transcript has 12 exons. Gene Ontology annotation, biological process: amino acid transmembrane transport. Bases 49 to 1701 code for a protein of 550 amino acids.